This is a messenger RNA of Limulus polyphemus (Atlantic horseshoe crab), 882 nucleotides long. RefSeq lists its product as uncharacterized. Lineage: Eukaryota; Metazoa; Arthropoda; Merostomata; Xiphosura; Limulidae. The transcript is spliced from 6 exons. The coding region runs from base 47 to 445 and encodes 132 amino acids. The record is from RefSeq and is a predicted model, not a curated record.
UUUUGAAGCAGCCAAACAAAAUCACAUUCAAAAUUGUGUGAUAGGGAUGAUAUCAACUAUUGUGCUUCAAGUAAUGGGGCUAAUGGAUGACUUCCUUGAUAAUACAGAAUUUCGUUUCAUAAUCAUCAUUUUGUCGGUGUUGGGCCAAGUUUGUGUUUCUUUGAUGUCCUUGAUUUUUCUACAAAAUUCCAAGCAUGGAAGAAAAUUCCUCCUAGGUUGCAUCAUUUGGUUUGUCAUCAUACUUUUAAGCUUAGCCUCGGUGACAGUGAUGUAUGAAGAAGUGUAUUUUGCUGAUAUAGAAACGUACACCGCAGGUCUUGUAAAGGAAGUGGUUGCACCAUGCCUUACAGUCUUUGCAGGGUUCUACUUCCUUAUUUGUGCCAUUCAUCACUACCAAGCCAUGGGCAAGAAGCUAACCACGACCUCCGACAUUAUUUUAUGUUGAAACUAGGAUGAUCGACUUCCAUCAGCGAUGCCUUUCUAAUUACGUCCCAGUUGAUGUUGGAAUUAUAUUCCAUCCCGUGAGAUGUGUUUCUUUCCACUUUUAUGUUGAAACUAGGAUGAUCGACUUCCAUCAGCGAUGCCUUACUAAUUACGUCCCAGUUGAUGUUGGAAUUAUAUUCCAUCCCGUGAGAUGUGUUUCUUUCCACUUUUAUGUUGAAACUAGGAUGAUCGACUUCCAUCAGCGGUGCCUUACUAAUUACGUCCCAGUUGAUGUUGGAAUUAUAUUCCAUCCCGUGAGAUGUGUUUCUUUCUACUGGAAACGAUGGCAGGAGACUUGCAACUUAGGCAUUUGCUUUGAGAUAUGUGGGAAUAACGUUGUGGAGAACAAACAGAGAUAGUGGAAACGCGGGUGGUUAUAGGCUAUCUUUGUAAACACAC